AGGAGUAACGGCUGAAGUUUGGCUUAUGUUGGAUUCUUCACUUUGGUUCUUUCCCUGUUUCUGUCCGACUGUCUGUACUUCGGAUAACUCUUCUGUUGUCUCUCAUGGCUUCUACAGCUCGGGCGAUAUUACUUGUGUUCCAUGCCCUUCUAUUGCCCCCUCUCACCGUUUUUGCCGAUGGCUUACCCGAGGUUCAAGGACUGCCGGUAUCUAAGGGCCGCCUGGAGCCCUGCGAUGUGCUGUUUGACAGCGGUGUGGAGGCGUACCAUCGCGGGGACUGGACCGCAGUGAUCCUUCACAUGGAACGGGCUCUUCGCAACCACAAAGCUCUUCGUCGGGCCCGGGUGCAUUGUCGGAUAAGCUGUGCUGAUAAUACGGUCUUUUUCUUCCCAAACGGUACCGCUAAGCCUGGAGAGGAAAAGCCGGCGCUCCCUACCCCCCCGGGCAAGGAGACUCCCGUCCACCAUGAAAGUGGAACUUCAGGAACUGGCCUUUCUGUUUCUGUACGUGAUUUACUUUUCUUCCAGCAGUUGCUACGCCGUGCUGAUUGUCUCCGUACCUGCGAGAGAGAGCAGUUUGGAUGUCCCUCGACUCUAUUCCAUGUGAGCCAGGAAGUGGAGAAUGAGUUUCAGAAACGCAUCCCUUACAACUACCUUCAGAUGGCUUACUUUAAGAUUCGUAAACUGGAUAAGGCUGUGGCAGCAGCUUAUACGUUCUAUGUUGCAAACCCAGAACAUGCUGAGAUGCGGCAGAACCUGGAGUACUACAGAAUGAUGGAAGGAGUGAAAGAGUCAGACUUUAAGGAUUUGGAGGCCAUACCUCACAUGGACGAAUUUCGCUUAGGAGUGAUGUUGUACACAGAUGAGGAUUUCACGAGUGCUGCUGAUCACUUUGAGAAGGCCCUAGAGAAAUACUUUGUGGCAAAUGAAGAGUGCAGGGCAAUGUGUGAAGGGCCUUAUGACUACGAAGGCUACAAUUACAUGGAUUAUAAUGCUGACCUCUUCCAGUCUGUUACAGAUCACUACAUUCAAACACUGAACUGUAAACAGAACUGUAUUGUGGAGCUGUCCAAGCGACCAGACAAAGACAAACCUAUUGAAGAUUUCUUACCUGCCCACUUCAACUAUUUGCAGUUUGCUUACUACAACACUGAGAAUUACGAGAAGGCCAUUGAAUGUGCCAAGACGUACCUGCUCUUUCACCCAAAUGAUGAGAUUAUGAAUCAGAAUGUAGCCUAUUACAGUGUUGUUUAUGGGGAGGAGAAGUCUGUGAAUAUUACACCGAGAGAGAGAAUUCAGACAUACAUCAGACAUUCCCUUCGGGAGAAGGAGCUGCUGUUCCUGGCAUACGACAUUUUUGGAAUCACAUUUGUGGAUCCAGACACAUGGACUCCAGAGGAUGUUAUGCCCAAACGAUUGCGAGAGAAGCAAAAGUUGGAACGCGAAACAGCAGCUCGAAUCAGUGAAGAGAUUGGAAACUUGAUGAAGGAAAUUGAGACAAUCGUGGAAGAGAAGCAGAAGGAAUCUGUGGAUAUUGCUAAGAUGGUGCAAGAAGGUGGUCCUGUUCUGUUUGACGGUAUCAAAGUGACUAUGAAUUCAAAGACGUUGAAUGGCUCCCAGCGAGUGGUAUUAGAUGAUGUUAUCUCUGAUGAGGAAUGUCGAGAACUCCUUCGCCUUGCAAACGCAGCAUCUUCAACAGGUGAUGGGUAUCGAGGAUCACAUUCCCCACAUACUCCCAAUGAAAAAUUCCACGGAGUCACUGUCUACAAAGCCCUUAAGUUGGGGCAGGAAGGAAAGGUUCCACAGAAAAGUGCGUGGUCAUAUUACAACGUGACUGAGAAAGCUCGCAAACUGGUAGAGUCCUAUUUCCGCCUUGAAAAUCCGUUAUAUUUUUCAUACUCUCACUUAGUCUGCCGAGUUGCUGUUGAAGAUAAACAAGAGUCACGCAGUGACCUCAGCCAUCCUGUUCAUGUGGAUAACUGUAUCUUGAACUCAGAAGCUUUGGACUGCAAAAAAGAAUCCCCUGCUUAUACAGAACGAGACUUCAGUGCUAUCCUAUAUUUGAAUGAUGACUUUGAAGGUGGAAACUUCAUCUUUACAGAGCUGGAUGCUAAAACUGUUACUGCAAAUGUGCGUCCACAGUGCGGUCGUCUUGUUGGAUUCUCUUCAGGACGUGAAAAUCCUCAUGGUGUUGAAGCAGUAACCCAGGGACAGCGAUGUGCAGUUGCACUCUGGUUCACCCUUGACCCUCGGCAUAGUGAACGGGAAAGGGUCCAGUCUGAUGACCUUGUAAUGAUGCUGUUCAGCUCUGUGGAUCAUGAGUUUCUGAAAGAGGGUGGUUCAAAAGAACCUGUUCUUGUUUCUACGUCAUCCAGUGGAAAAGAAGGUGUUGCAGCUAUUAACCCGUCAGACCAUCCAGAGAAGACAGCUGAGCUCACUCAGAGUGCAGACAAACCAUUACCAGACUCCUCUAGCAGUACUGAUUCAGAACUAUCAACAGAGUCCCAGACACAGGAUCCCACAGCAUCCAUCAGCAACACUCUGGAGUCCUCAGAUAAAAAGGAUGAGUUAUAAUUUGCAGCGCUCCAGGAACUCUACACUGUGAGCCAAAAACUUCAAUAUCUCAUCCUAUGCCAUGGUUUUUACCAUUGGCAUAUUGAACUUAGGAAUUUUUUAGUGGAUGUUAAACUUGAAUGUUAAAUUUUGAAACCUUCUCAUUGGAUUUAGUAAAACAAUGGUAAAUACCAUUGUAAUGUACUUGAUCUUCUUUCACAGUUUUACCAAAGAACUUUAGGACUUGGUAUAGUUGCACUCUGGCAAUCAGAGGAAAAGGCUACAGGCUAAUACUGCUGUGGAUUUUCCAGAGUCCUGUGAGCAUGUGUAAUAAAAAGACUGGUGCCUUUUAUUAGUAAUCCAUGUUGUACAAUGGUUUUAAAGUGCAAAGCUGAAAAAAAAGAAACACUCCACAACUCACCACAUAUUUUUGUUUGAGAUAACUUUUGUUAGGAAAAAUGUGGGGUGUUUUAAAUGUAUUAUUUUAUUUUAUUGCUUCCUAUUUUUGUUGUUUAUUUAAUUGAUUUGACCAUUGGGCAGUCGCUGAAUGGUAUGGAUACAGGUUUACAGCUUUGCUAGGGGCAUACAUAACAUUCCUUUUGCAAAUGACAUUCACUUUUUCCUGUUGUACUGCUUGUUGGACCUUACUAUCGCAGCGGUAAGAUGUAUGCUAUUGGAGAGUGCAGGUAUUACAGUGGCGGUACCUAUCUUAUAGAAUUUAGAUUCUUUGAUCCUACCAGUAGCUAAUUGAACACAUGCUAGCUGAUUGAUAGGGGAUUUGCAUGAUGUUCAGAGAUAGUCUUGAGUUGACAUUUCAUCAUACCAUGCUGUGAAAGUACUGAGAGAGCUCAUUUUCUUAAUCUGCUCCUUCUCCCUCCCAACAGCAAGAUCUUACUUUGAGAAAUCAUUGCAGCAAGCUGCCCAUUAGAAUCUACCACUAAACUGAUUGUAGGAUGAUUGGUUAUUUUCUUCAGCAGCCAAUUGAAUGGAGCUUUCCAGAUGGUGUCUCUGGCACCAACAUCAGUUCAUAUGGGUUGUGUACAACAAUCCACAGGAAUGAUAUCAAGAAUUAUGUUCAGUAAUUAAAUCAGUACUUGUUUACUUAUGCAUUUUAAGUUUUUAAGCUAUUUUUACUAGUCUGGCUCCAGCAGUGAAUAAUGUUUAUUGUCUGUUUGACAAGUAAAUGUAUGCAUCCUUAACAUUUUCUACAUUCUGUAUGAAGAAAGAAGUGCAGUAGAGGAUAAGGAAUGCACUGGAGAGUUUUUUUUUUACCCCAAGAAGUUAACACAGUGAGGGGAUAAAUUCUCUUAAAAGCACCAUUUAAGGAGAGUCCUUCUGCCUCCUUUAAAGUUUUAAUUGCACAUCCGUAAGCUUUGUGUCUGAAUUCUGCAGUCUGAGACACAGAGAAAAUUUUUAGACCUGUGUUAUGUUCUUCAGUUGGGUAGAAAAAAGUUAGUUUAUUGUCAUGAAUCAGGAACCAUAAAGGUGUGUAAAUCAUGCAGCACAAAUAACAGUUAACCAAACACGAAACUCCACGGUGUCCAAAACUCAGGGCUAAAAUACACACUGUUUAUUAAAAUUGAAAACAAGAGUUAAACUUCAUCAACAAGUGUCAUUAACAAGUUCCCUUCCAAGUACUUACAAUAUAUACAUCCUUGCAUUCAAUCUUAUUUAAUUCCUCAGGCAACUCGGAUUGGACACAAUGCAAAAGCCUGGUCUGAAUGAAUAUAUUUCAAUUAAUUCUGUACUAAAAAUGAGAGCAGCAAAAUUGUGAUGCUUUAGUUUUUUUGUGGUCAUAUUUUAUUCAACAUGGUUUUAUAAUUUUGUUUAUAAUAUUUUGAUAUGUUGUUACUGAAUGGGAUUCGCCUCACAGUAAGAUGCUGUCCGGUUCGAUUCUCAGAUAGAGCGUCUUCUGCAUGGAGACAUGCGUGAAUGGGCAUACCUUCGUUGAAGACUGUGCAUCAGGGCUGGUAACUCAUCACAUAAAAAUCAACUACCAAUCAUUAGCGGACCGGAGUUCCGCUGUGGCGACCCCUAACCAGGAAAAGCCAAAAGACACAACAACAACAACAUGUUUUUGUCAUAUAUUGUAUGUACAUGGAUGGGAACUUGUUAAUGAGACUUGUUUCUUUAAGAUAGUAAGGCAUCUAAUUAUUUGACUGGAUUAUUGGCAAACUUUAAGACAUUUAUUAGAGUGAUUUGUGUUAUGGUUCAAGUAGUUCUGAUGAAGUCCAGUGGAUGGAUGAAAGUGCUUAACUGUUGUUUUCAAUUAUAAAUAGAGUGUAUUUUAGCCCUGAGUUGUGGACACCGUGGAGUUUCAUGUUUGGUUUAUUGUCAUGAAUAUCAACAAGCUAGUGAUGUGCUUUAAUUUAUCCUUAAGUGAUGGAUAAAUAUUUUUCCAGUAUAAGUGAUUGCUUUCCAUGAAUAUAAAUUUUCCUAGAUUAGCCUGGUUGCGGUUUUGAUUCUUUCUGCCUAGGCUUGAUUAGCAAACCCAGUCACAGUGGGCUUCCCCUCUUUCUUCAGCAUUGAUACAAAUAUUUGUCUGGUGUCCAGCUUUGCUGCAGAGAUCCUGUAGUUAUUGCUUCUCAAACAUACCUCUCAAACUCUAAGCACCAGAAAUCUGGACAAAGCCAAAAAUAAUAGGGAGACAAAGGCCCAAAGUCUGGAACAAAUUUUAAAUAUGUCUCUUGUAAACUUUGAAAAUUACUAGAAUAACUAGUUUUGCAUUAGCAUGCAUUUUCUGAAGGAUAUCAAUUCUGAAACUCAAAUAUAUUUCCUUAUUUAGCGACUUCAAACCACAAUUAUUUACCAGAAAAUCACAAGUUUUAUGAGGAAUAGGCCAAAGCUUUGAAAUACAAAUCUGGACAGUAUGUGAAAAUCUGGAUAGUUGAGAAUAAUGUUCUAUGAUAUGACUGACCCUGUACCACGUUGAAGCCACUUCUUAUUCCACUUAAUACUGUAAGUGAUUUUGCAGUGCCUGUGUCAUCACAAAGGAAACGUCAGUUUUCUGAAGGCUAAUUUACUGAAGACCAUUUGGUUAAGACAAUUCCACCAAAACAAUAGGAUGGUGAUAUCAGGAUUAACAAAAAUAAUGUAUUUUCUUUGUAUAGCAAAGCCUCCCCCCACCCACACUUUACACGUGGGGGGGCCUUCUGCUCCAAAAUUUUAUACCUGAGAUGACUGCGUGUUGAAGAAAGGGAUAAAGUAACCUGGAGUAAAUGAUGAUUAGAAAAUCCAGUUUCAAAAAUUAUCUUGGGUGAGAUAAGCAGUGAUCACUGUACCACAUCCCCACAUACCACACCAAUGUAACAUUGGUUACAUUACCUGCAUCAGUAGCCUUAGGCCAUUCUGCCCUCUACUGAUCCAUGUAAGGUAAAUAUCAAGUGCAAGAUGAAAAGCCAAGUGACAGGCCUUCCACCUUCUCUUUUCAUUUCUUCCUUCUCCUGUUUCUUGCCUCCAUCCUACCAAAAUAAUGGCUUAAAAUUCAGAGUAUCUCUUUUAUUCCUCAUCUGAGUCCAGGCUGAAGUAUAGACCUAUAGUCUUGAAAGUCUUGGAUUACAAGUACUCAGGUACUUGAAAUUUCAAUUGAGUCCCUACUAAAGAACACUUUUCUAGGGGCACACUCUGUAUGCUGCCUAUAAGUAAAAAUGGUGAACAGCAAACCUCAGCUCCCCCUCCCACUCACACAAUGAAAGGACAGUACCAUUUUUCAGACUAUCUUUUCAUAUGUAUUCACAUAACCCAUAUUGACCCUUAGGUGUAGGGCUGGGAUCUUUUCAUGUGACUGUCCAUAUAUGUUUUUAAUCUUUUUUCCAAAUGUCUAUUGGUUAAGAGUACAGUGCUAAUUUUCAAAGCCUUCUACAAGAAGUGAUUGUUGGGACUGUGUCUUAUGAAAUCCUGAUUUGAUCGCAGAAUUCUUUAAUCUGUUGAUGUCUAGCUGCCAUUCUGGGGCAUAGUUGGCCUAGAUAUUGAAAUUUACCGUACUCUUUUCCCAAGGGGAAGUGCUACAAAGAAUAUUUCUGGAUACGUAGGAUUUCAGGUGUUAUAAUUGCAGUGGUAAGGAAGGUAGGUGAAUGCUUGUGUGUGUCUGUCAGUCUGUCUUUGUGUGUGAUUAUGUAUGUAUGUUAGGGAGAUGUGUACCUCCACAAACUCAUAUUGAGCAACACAAAACCUUUAUUAUGGACUGGAGACUUGGCAAAUAUGCUCUUCAUGUGGUAGUAACAUAGACACGAAUGCUGUGACUAAAUACUUUUCAAACUUAUCAAAUGAUUGAGUUAACAAAAGAGAAUUUACAUUUCUAAUGUUGAACAGUUAGCAUAUUCAUUCUAAUGGAUAAAAAGUCAAAAGAACCUUGUGGAACCAUUAACAGAUUUAUCAGUUUUAUCUGCCAUCUAGUGGCUUAAGUUAGAAUAACCACUACAUAUUCACAGAACAAAAGUAUACUGGCAAAUGAAAUGUGACAUGUACAUAACAUACUGUUAUAAAAAUUUAUUAAGACCAGGAGGAAGACAUACCUCCAAAUUUAUAAUUCAAGUGUUUAUUGUCAAAUAUCAGCGACAUGAAUUCUCUUUUGUUAAUUUUUAAUUAUGUAAUAUUGUUCAAGAAGUGUUUAGGCAGAACAUUCAUUUAAUGCUAUUUCACACAAAUAAACUGCUUUAGUACUGAAGUCAGUCUGUGUUUUAAAACUGCUAGCUCAGUCUUGUUUAUGUUAUCGUAUGUUGAUGCAUUUCCCAAACCUAUGUAAAAAAGGUUGGAUUACGUAGUAUUUUGUGAUGGCUGAAUAAUGAUUAGUGGAGUGAAUUUUAUUUCUUUGCACAGAAAAUGGUGGGGUUCCUGUGCUUCCAUGUUGUUCAUGGGAUGUAUGCCUAUUAAUGGUGUAUGCAGUGAUAUCAUGAUGUUGAUCAGAAGCAUAUUCUAAGUUCUUUCACUCCCCAUUCCCUUUGUCCUGUUUCCACAGUUCAUAAUUUGAUCCUUAGAUAUGUCAUUGGAAACUUUCCUGUAUUUGAUGACUAAGAAAUUUCACUAUCAAAGUAUCUUAUAUUCAUCAGACCAGCACCAACACUGAUUUUACUCCCUGGUGAAAAUGUCCAAUGUGUAGGUGUGUCAUGCGUGCAAGUGUUUCUUUCAGUCAUUUCAGUUAUCCAAAGAAAAAGGUGCAGAAAGCUGAAAAACUAACAUUCUUUCUACAGGAUACCAAAUUUAGAGCUGGACAUUUUGGGGAUUGGCAGGAGGGUCCCUUGAAUAAUCACCAUCCAGAGUUGGGGUGAAUGGAGAAGGUAAAGGAGUGGAGGCUAGGCAUCAGCCAAAGCUUUGCCUUAUUAAGUCAUUGUCUGGGAGUGGACUUUUUUAUAUGCAGUAUGCCAACCUUCAGCUGGUGAGGGAUUAAGUUUCCAACCAUGCAGGAGAGGCAUCCCUGGACAACCACUUUAGAGGGGGUGUUUCAGGAUUCUAAUACCAGCCCACAUGUGUUUGAAGAUCCUUAGCAGCUUUAUGACUGUCAUACAUGUGUGGCAUGAGCUCUUGAGUUUCCAGUGAACUUUUGGUGUUUGAACUUUGCCUGGGGAAGGCUGCUCGUUUUUUUACUCCCAUGUUAAGCAGGUCUUGCAGGCUGACAUUUAUGAGGCUGCCACUGCACUACUGGCAACCAGUGAAUCAGUAAGUGUCCCCUGCAACAUUGUUGUCCCUGCCCUGCUUCCAGUACUUCCUUGCAGACUGGGGUAUGGAAAAGCUGACAGAGCUUUUUAAUUGUUGGGUCAUGGAAUCGUUGGAAAAAAAAAUCUGAUAUUGUAGCUUGGCCUUCCUCAUAGAUUUUUGUAAUUCCAAAUAUGUUGACACUUUGAUUGAGGUAUAAACAUCACUGAUAUGUAUGCAUUUAAGAAUAAGCUGAGACAAUUCUUUUGUGGCGAGAUUGUGUUUAUGCAGGCUGUUAUAGAAACCUUGUAAGACUUGAAGCUUAAGAAACAGAUAUUCACUAACAUGGUUGUCUUUAUGAUCCCCAACACAUCUCUUCUUCUAAGCCAACUCUUUUACCCAAGCAUCCUUGUGUCAGGUGAUUCUAUCCCCACCCCACUUCUAUCCUGUCUAUGUCAGGAUACCCCAGCAUUUUUGACUGUCUUGCAGGACUGCACAUAGGUUUCCUAUUCUCUGAAUUUAUCCUAGCUUGGUUAUUGGGUUUUAUUCAUGAUUUUAGACAGCCACUUCUUUAAGCUUUUAGAUCCUGCAUCAAGAAGCGGUUCUUUAAAAGACUGAUUAGUUUCUGCAGAGGUCCUCAGGUAAGCUCAGACUCUACUUUUCAGAUGGACUGUUGAGUCUUUUCCAGCUUUAGAAAGAGAAAAGACAUUCACUCCCUUCCUUGUGGUCAUCCCAGAUGGUACAAAAGGUUUUCAUCUUAUAUUGAAACUCCAGUAAGCAAAUGCAGUUUUUUAGAUUCUGGAUGGAGUGUCCAUGGGGUCCUGCCCCUGUUUUUUUACAAGGUGUCUGGUUAGUGUUGCUUAAUUAGAUAGUGUCAUAUUAGCAUCUAUGUUUUUUACAGGAAGUUCCUUCAGUUCAGCCAGGCUGGAUUCUGUUUCAUUGGACUAUCCUGUACAAAUGCAGCUUUUUACUUAUGUAUUUAUCCAUUUGUUAGCUAGGUGUGUACACUGUCCCAAACACCUUUUCUAACCACAACCUGGUCUCAUUUAGAAGUGGUUAUUAAUACAAGUACAUUACAUCAAGAAGCCAAUAGAUUACCUCAGACAUCAGGAGAAACCAAUACUAAAUAUGAAAUAUAUAUAAUAUAGUUAGAACUGCAGUAAGUAGCAAUAUAUGUUGUUACAAUCAUAUACCAGGAUCCAUGUCAUAUGGCAGAGGCCCUUCAGGAGACUGGGCUCCCUGUGUUCACCCUUGCUGCAUAAUGGACUCCUGGUAGCCCUGUAAAGGGACAUCUUGGCAGCUAUCUUUGCUUUGUGUUUUUCUAUGACUGCAGACUGCUGGGAUCGGCAUCAGCCAGAAGAAAUCCUGUCUGUCAUUCCAGGACAGAAAAUUGUCUUCAUGGUGAAGCUUUAGUUUCAUCCAUUCCUGUUUUCAGAGAUCAUAGGCUCAACAAAAAGCAGAAAAUGGGAGUAGCCCAGACUCUACUAUGCCUUUAGGCUUCAUGGUUUACACAGAUUUUACUGCCCUAUUUGCCUGAUUCCAUGGUGACUGUGAGGUGUCAGUGGCUAUAUAGUUAUGCCGUCAUGGAUCUUUUGACAUCAGUCCCUUAUCAUUGGGGUGUAGUGUGGUGCAGUAUUCCCGCGAAUGCCAUUGUGUGGCUACACUUCCUCCAGCUCCACCAUUUGCAUACUUUCAGUGAAUGCUUGACUCCUGUACAGUACACGCCAAGGGAUUCCCCAAGAGUGGGGAUUACGCAUAAACUUACUUGAUAUGAUUUUCUUCCUUCAGUCUCCAGAACCGGGACUGGGUGAGACUUAAAACAUUUUGUGAUAGUCAGGUGACCAGGCAGUGGUAUGGUACAUGAGCAAGGGGAUAGCACAACUUUAUAUCCACUGUGCAGAAGCUGAUGUUGGUCUGAGUGUGUGUCAUAGUCUAGGUCAUCUCCCUCACAGUCACUAACAUUCUGGGAGAACUGAAUUUGCUGUCAUCCCUUUUCUUGAGCUGAGGAUGAGGAUAAUAUAGGAAUACAAUGCUUUGGCAUCCCAGAGAGUGGCCAUUUCACCAUUCAGGAGAAUGUGGUUCUGCACCUUUUCUGCUUAGUUCAAGAGGACAAGGAGAUUAACAAUGGAGGUGUUCUGUGCCUUGUGUCAAAAACAUUCCUGUACUACUCCUCCACAAUCCCUUCUGAUUCUGCACAUUCUGUCAGAAUUCACAGAAAAACUGGAUAUCAUCCUCAUUGUGUCUAACAAGGUGUGGUAUCAGACUGUCUAGUCCUUGGCAAUAACAGGAGCCUGUACAAAUACAAUCCAAAGAUGUCCCCCUUGCUUGCAACGAGAAUGGCCUCUCUAUCUAGGCAUAGCUACUCCUUUAGAUUCCUAAUCAUGAUGGAUUUUAAAGUGGAGGCCUAAGAAAUAAAAUAAACUCUAGAAGGCCUUCCACUCAACAGAGUUAUUUUUGCUAAGAGAAGAUGUUCUCCUUCUGGGCAGAGAGGUGCCAAGUACUGCCUCAGUCAGUAAGACACCUGCUUGACCUGAGGUCUUAGUUAUUCCACAUUCAAAAUGCAAAUUUAUAUUAGUGCGACACAAAUUACUUUUUGUUGAUCGGUUGUUAUAGUAAGCACUUAGUUUGGGUCUAUGGCACACAUGGACGGAGCCCUUACUAUGACCCAUGUGAAUGAGAUUUCAAUAAUAACCUCAACAUUGGAGGAGCCAUGCUGGGAUGGUGAGGAGUGAAGAGGCUUUCCCCACUUGCCCAUCUCAAGAUGAGAAGGUUGUGGGUAUUCAAGGAGAAGGUGCGAUCUUGCUGGUGGAGACCAGGAGAAACCACUCUCCAUACCUGCUUGAAGAGGUAGUGCUGCAAGUCCCCAUCCACUAUGUUAGCCAGGCAGCUGUGGGAAAAUAUUAGGGCAUAAGAGGAAAACCCUCAAUCCAUCCCCAGUGGUUGUCUGUAUAAUGGUUGCACUUGGUUGACCCUCAACUUGAUGAUGUUUGUAUGAUCGUUUCUCUUGGUUGAUCCCCAACCUGGUGAUGUCUGUAUGACGGUCCCUCUUGAUUGACCCUCAACCUGGUGGUGUCUGUGUGAUGGUCCCUCUUGUUCAACCGUCAAGCUGGUGGUGGGGAGCAAAUAGGUCAGAUGCCUGAUAGGAGGCUAUUAUUGACAGAUAGAAAAAGAGCCAAAAAAAUGUCAUAGUAAGCACUUUCAUUGUUCUAUUUAAUGAGCUUCUAGCUGUAGCCAAGUAACACCUAUUCAAAUGACUUGCUAAUUGCAGUGCUUUUGUUCCCAUCUGGCUGUCAGCUGCCCCCUGGAUGAUGCUGUCAAAGGUCAAACUAGUAAUGAUUCUAGUGACCAUUUCAUCAGUGUCCAUUGCUUAUAUUUAUGCCAUAGCCACCUAAUCAUUAGUUCAAACCGUCAAGUGCUCAGAUCAUGAUUCCAUGACUCAGACCUCCUUUAGCAUAUCAGUGCUUCAGUACUCAGUCUUCUAAAGCUUUGUUUAGCUUUCCUAAAACUUCUGCCAACUUGAAAAGUUUGAUGGUACUGCUUGAGAUUUUGCCACUGAUUUUCCACUGAACACAACCCUUGAUGUCAUAUGUAACAGACUGUGUUUAUUCAGCAUGUCAAUUGAUCUACAUGGAGGAACUUUGCAGUAGGUCCUAAUUAUUCAUCUGCCUUCAUCCUCUCUUUAGAUAGCUUUUCCUUCGUCAGACAUGGAUUGGCUUUCUGUAAUACUGGAUAAAAUUGUGCAUUCUUCCAUAUUUGUGUCUGUCAGGUGUGCUUGCUUAAUGCAUACAUGUUGCAAGGGCUUGUGUCAGUGGGACAUGUAUGCACCUCUUAGUAAAGAAACUAGAAAUAGUAGAAAUUCUGUGAUGAACCAAGGAUCUUAGGAGGGAAAGUCCCAACAGUUACCCACUACAGUGUUUUCUUGAGGAUCAGCUGCAGUGGUGAGCAUUAACAUACCUGUUACUUAUGUGAGGUACUCUCUUUAAUUGUGAUGUUUGAGUCUUAGUCUUAUAGUAAGUGGAUUUCCUGUACUCUUUCCGUCUGUGUGGGAACUUAUGCCCACAUUACUGUGAUGGCUGUUUCUUCUACUGUGGUUAUGAAUGUUUACUGGACACUUUUUCACUUCACAUUCUGUAAGGUUUUUGGCAAAGGACCUUUCUACUUAACUGCUUGAUGAAUAAAAUUCCUGUGACAGCUCUUUGGCUCAGAAUGAUAGACCCCAGAAUGUAACCUCAUAAAUCCAAGUUUGAGUCGAGUUCCUGGAUGCUGGAACAGCUGAAUGGAGAAGAAGGGAGUGAGCAGCUGACAUUUUUCACUCACUUUGGUGUGAUAUUGUAAGGAGGUUCUGCUGGUGGGGCUCCUUCAUCAGAGUUAUGUGGUACAAAUACAAGGGGUUAAACAGCAUGAAGUGGGAAAUGCACGCAAACAUGUAUGCAGAAGUACAAACAUAUGGCUCACAUAAAGACCAACUCUGUAUGUAUUGCAUGCCAUGACCUUAACUCAUAGGAAGAAUUGUCAGGCACAUGCAAAAAAGUAUGGUGAAUCAGCUGUUUAUGGUGUUCAGCUGGUACCUGUCUGUCACCCCCCCCCCCAUACCAAUACUGGAAUACAGUAUGUGACUGGAGAACAAAAUAGUUAAUAGCCCUCAGAGAGUACAGGAGUAACGGAACAAGGGAGGCAAGAAAGAAGCACUGAAAUGGUAGAGAGAUUACUUUCUACAUGUACUGAUUUCUGUAAAGUGAAAGCUGUACAACACAUACUGGGAAAAUGACCUUAUCUGGUGUUAGAAAAAGCCAGGCAGUGUAGUUUUAAAGGUUUAAUGUUUUAGCGAGUAUGUCAGGUAGGUUGCUAUAGGAUCUAGAACAUUAUUUGUUAUUUCUGGAGUUGAUGAAAAAUACUUUGACAAUCUUUCCAUUUUGUUUUCUGUGAUCUGAUGCUUUAACUCUUCCUUCUGCACUUCCAUUCUAGGCAUUUCUCACUGAUUGUACAGUGAUUUGUUGGUCCAAGAUGUUAUCAAAUGGUCUGAAUUUGCAAUUUGCAUCAGCUGUGAUGCAGAGAAAGUCUGACUGAAUUUCAGAACAGUGUUUAAGUUUUAUUUAAGUGCCUUUUGUACAGCAAAUGUGUUGAAUAAAUAAACACUGUUACAUUUUGA
This is a messenger RNA of Protopterus annectens (West African lungfish), 13332 nucleotides long. RefSeq names its product prolyl 3-hydroxylase 1 (gene P3H1). The transcript is spliced from 15 exons. The record is from RefSeq and is a predicted model, not a curated record. Gene Ontology annotation, biological process: collagen metabolic process. The coding region runs from base 105 to 2573 and encodes 822 amino acids. Gene Ontology annotation, cellular component: endoplasmic reticulum. Lineage: Eukaryota; Metazoa; Chordata; Ceratodontiformes; Protopteridae. Gene Ontology annotation, molecular function: iron ion binding; L-ascorbic acid binding; protein binding.